GGCAAUUUAUAGUAUAUUUAUUUAUUUUUGUUUUUAGGCAAUAUUAUUAUUUGACUUAAAUUCAAUUAAAAGUAAAACCACAAAGGUGAUUUAAAAUAGUGAGCAAUUUUGCACUGUAGCAAAUCAACUUGACAUUAAAUACAUAAUGCUUGCAUAUAUUAAAUAUAUGGCAUUAUAACAAAAUGCAUGUACAUUUGCAACUGAACUUUAUACCCUUAUAAAAUUCAUGAGCCAUAAUCUUUGUCACGUCAGGAUAUUUGCCCUACAGGGUUUAGUGUCUGGUUUAGAUCAGAUUUUAAAUACCUGGUAAAUCGCAUCCGGUCUAAAUCUGAUUGGCUUGAGUUUAAGGGGAGGGAUCAAGCUGCUAUAAAUACUGAAGUUUUUUUACGUUCGUAAAAUAAUAUAAAUAUAGAGGAUAACGCGAAAACAACACUUCAACGGACAAUUCAAUGAUCACAUCUAAAGCACACUUCGUUUAAGGUCGUGGCAACUUGACAAAAAAAAGUUUUGAAACGUAAUAAAAAUCUCCCAGCACCUGUUGAAGAUGACCUGUGUAAAUGUAAUGUCGAGGUUGGGCACACCGGUCUCAAUGAUGUCCCUUGAUAUGAUGGGGUUCAGGUGCAGGAGCUCUCCAAAUAUAAACCACCACCACCACCACCUGAAGGGGCUGUCCUCACCCAAACCUCUGCGGUCCUGCAUCACCCAUCAUCACCACUCAGAAUUUGAAUACAGGCGCACUCCUUCACGUACCCUAAUUAAAACAAAAACCCACCGACAAGAGAAACGCGUCGCGUUUGCAGACUCCAAAGGACUUUCCCUCAUCACCGUGCGCUUGUUCUCUGAAAAAGACGAGACAUUUUCACCUGAACCCGUUGCGCGUUCUCGAAUAAAGAAGUUAAACUGCGUUAAAGAAACUGUGAAGACGUCCUCGAGUUUGCGUGUGGGCUUUGAACAGCCCUGUCUGGACUAUCAAGCGUUUAGAUGUCGCCUGCAGGAACGCAUGGUGCUGUUGGAGAACUGUAAGGUCACGAGGCGCUCCAUCAUGGGUACCGUGCGCGUCAGGAAUGUCUGCUUUGAAAAAGCCGUAAACAUACGGAUUACCUUUGACACGUGGCGCAGUUACCUGGACGUGCCGUGUACCUACCUGGAUCAGUGCUAUGGGGAACCUGGUACCGACGUGUUCGAGUUUAACGUGACGGUUCCUGAGCAGAUAAAGACGGGAGAGAGGAUCGAGUUUUGCGUGUCUUAUUUACCGGGUGGAUUCGGGGAGGCUUCAUGGGAUAAUAAUGAUGGCAACAACUACUGCAUUCAUGUUUGUGAAGCGUAAAUAUUGAGACAAGCUGUUGCACUGUGACAUUUUAACCUGCUGACACUUUAUGACUUUCUGUGCGUAAACCAACUUGCACGUUUUACCAUCUGACCUGUAGAGUGAAAGUUUAAAGCUAUUACACGCUAUCAGUUCUCAUGAAUUGCAUUUUUAAAAUUUGCCAGUAAGAUCUGGCAUUUUAACAAUUGUUUAUAAAACGUUGCAUACUGAGAAGAAUGUUAUUUAAUAUUUUAUUGUUUUAUAUUCUCAAAUAAAUGACAUUUUAUCUUGUA
Molecule: messenger RNA, 1599 nt
Organism: Paramisgurnus dabryanus
Lineage: Eukaryota; Metazoa; Chordata; Actinopteri; Cypriniformes; Cobitidae
Gene: ppp1r3c2b
Product: protein phosphatase 1 regulatory subunit 3C2, duplicate b
Biological process (GO): regulation of glycogen biosynthetic process
Cellular component (GO): protein phosphatase type 1 complex
Molecular function (GO): protein phosphatase 1 binding; glycogen binding
Source: RefSeq, a predicted model, not a curated record